Messenger RNA from Cucumis sativus (cucumber), 1354 nucleotides. RefSeq names its product nuclear transcription factor Y subunit B-like. The transcript has a single exon. Gene Ontology annotation, cellular component: CCAAT-binding factor complex; nucleus. The coding region runs from base 122 to 799 and encodes 225 amino acids. Gene Ontology annotation, molecular function: protein heterodimerization activity; RNA polymerase II cis-regulatory region sequence-specific DNA binding; DNA-binding transcription activator activity, RNA polymerase II-specific. Gene Ontology annotation, biological process: regulation of transcription by RNA polymerase II. The record is from RefSeq and is a predicted model, not a curated record. NCBI's taxonomy places the organism in Eukaryota, Viridiplantae, Streptophyta, Magnoliopsida, Cucurbitales, Cucurbitaceae.
UCUCAUCUCUUCUCCUUUAAAUUCCCCAACACAAACCCACUUUCCACCACCACCACCAAUCCCCCCACCGGAAUUCCGCUCCUCCAUCACCCUCCCCGGCCAAACCCAUCCGCCAUUCGCCAUGAGCGGCCAGAAACGUAACUUCAUGGCCACCACCGCUGUCGUCAGCCCCGUUGGCAGUCCCACCUCCGGCAACAUCUCCGACAGCUCAACAAAAGAACAAGACAGGUUCCUUCCGAUCGCAAACGUGAGCCGAAUCAUGAAGAAAUCUCUUCCGGCUAACGCGAAAAUCUCGAAAGAAGCUAAAGAAACAGUCCAAGAAUGUGUGUCGGAGUUCAUCAGCUUCAUCACCGGGGAAGCCUCCGACAAGUGUCAAAGGGAAAAACGGAAGACGAUCAACGGAGACGAUUUGCUGUGGGCUAUGACUACUUUAGGGUUCGAGAAUUACGUUGGCCCUUUGAAGAUUUAUCUCAACAAAUACAGAGAAACAGAGGAAGAAAAACAUUCUUUAGCUAGACAAGAGGAUCCUUCUUUGUCUCCGCCAAAAUCCGCCGCUGAACACAUUAUUGGAGGGAAAUCGGCGAAUUCGGUGAUGGAUUUUCAGAAUUUCAAUUCUGGGUUUUAUUCAUUGGGGAAUCAAAUUCAAAAUCAGGGAAAUCAGAAGAGUUUCAACAUAAUCGAUGGCGUUGGAUUUGGGGAAAAUUUGAGGGGUUUCAAUAUAAAUGGAGUUCAUGAAAAUGGAGAAGGAAAUCGAGCUCGAGCCAUGGCGGCUCAUCUUCAACAGAGCUCCGGUUGGUGAUUACAAAUUUUAAUAUACAAAAUUAGAAUUAAGUUUAUAAAACUUCAUAAAUAGUAGUAAAAAAAUUCAUAAAUAAAGUUUUAAACUCUAAACUUCAAAUUAUAGUCACUAUUUUAACUCAUAUAGAUAUAUAUUCUAAACAUGAACUUCAAAGGCUAAAGAGGGGGAAAAAAGAUUGGUUUUUUCUUUCUUUCUUUUUUAUUUUUGGGUUAAAUUUCGAUCUUACUUUUAGAUUAAAUUAAGGAGGAUUUUACCGUAGUUUAAUACAUUUUUAUGAGUUAGUGUAUGGUAUUUAGAGAGGAAGAGAGUGAUUUCUUUUUAUUUUAUGUUUUUCUUUUCUUUUUUUUUCUUUUGGUUAUAAAAGUGAUGGGACGUGGGAUUUGAAUCUAGAAUGAAUACUUUAAAGUAAGAGUGGCAUUUGUCACAAUAUAUUAUGCUAUUUGACUUUAUUCUAAAUCACAUUUAAUUUCUUGGUCUCAAGGUACUUACUUGGUUUUUGCUUAAGUUUUCUUGUUAUCAAUUAUGGGAAUAUAUGGUAGUUUGACCACAUUCUAA